Messenger RNA from Grosmannia clavigera kw1407, 744 nucleotides. RefSeq names its product 50S ribosomal protein l17. The transcript has 2 exons. The coding region runs from base 1 to 744 and encodes 247 amino acids. Gene Ontology annotation, cellular component: mitochondrial large ribosomal subunit; ribosome. The record is from RefSeq and is a predicted model, not a curated record. Lineage: Eukaryota; Fungi; Ascomycota; Sordariomycetes; Ophiostomatales; Ophiostomataceae. Gene Ontology annotation, biological process: translation. Gene Ontology annotation, molecular function: structural constituent of ribosome.
AUGGCCGGAGGUCUGGUCAAGUACCGGCACCUUAGCCGAUCGUCAUCGCAUCGGCAGGCGCUGCUGCGGAACCUGGUGACGUCGCUGGUGAAGAACGAGGCGAUCCACACGACGUGGCCCAAGGCGAAGGAGGCCCAGCGGCUGGCCGAGAAGCUGAUCACGCUGGCCAAGCGAGACAACGAGGAGACCCGGCGAAAGGCCCAAGCGAUUCUCUAUCUGCUGUUGCCGAAGCUCUUUGGCACGCUCAAGAGCCGGUAUGCUGACCGGCCGGGCGGCUACACGCGCGUGCUGCGCACCGAGCCCAAGAAGGGCGACCAGGCGCCUUCAGCUGUGCUGGAGCUGGUUGACGGGCCGCGUGACAUGCGUUUCGCCGUCACGGCUGCCGCUGUGGCCCGGGACCGUACCCUCGGCCGUCAGCACAGCGACCUGACGCUGCGCAACCGUGCCAAGGUCACGCGCUUCCGCCAUGACGGCGAGACCGCCUUCGAGACCAUGGUCGCCCGCACGCAGUCCCUCCGGCUCGCCGAUGCUGGCCCCCAGAUGGCCGACGUCGAGACCAGCAUCUUCCAGCGCAGCGACCCCCACUGGACGCCCCGCAAGACCAAGCCCGUGCUCGACUUCUGGGAUCCCAAGAGCACCAAGGCCAGGACCAGCCGCAGCUCACGAGACCUCGUCGACGCCCUCGGCGACCCCAGUCUCAGCAAGGCCGAGGCGGCUGCCAACAGACGGCGACCAAGGGCAUGA